Triticum aestivum (bread wheat) is the source of this 1021-nucleotide messenger RNA. RefSeq lists its product as uncharacterized. Bases 314 to 742 code for a protein of 142 amino acids. The transcript has a single exon. The record is from RefSeq and is a predicted model, not a curated record. NCBI's taxonomy places the organism in Eukaryota, Viridiplantae, Streptophyta, Magnoliopsida, Poales, Poaceae.
ACCUACUACCGUGGCUAGUGUCACCUUUUUAUUUUCGUUCUUAAUUCUUUUUUUUUCUCUUUGCUGCACGUACGCAUGGGCCAGUGGCUAACGUGGUGGGCUGGCGGCUGUCCAACAGCGUGUACGCACUCACGCGAGGGGGUAAAGGAGGCGAGGGAAUAUCAUUCCCGUCCACAAAUCGUCCCAGAUCCAACUCAAGCGGUGGGCGUCUCCCAGCAUCACCAACCUCCGCCACCGGUGGCUGCCUCACCGGCGUGUAGAAUGCCCCGGCGCAGCGUCCUCCUCCUCUGAAGAAGAAGAAGAUCCUCCGGGAAUGUGCGCCCCUGGCGCGACGCCGUUGGAGUGGCCAUUGGCCAGCCCAAGAUUCACCGGGCUCCAUCGCCCCGGCCGACUACCGGCGUGCUGCAGGACAGCGCGCGGCACUAUGUGCCAGUGGCGGGGCGCCAAUGGAACGGAGGAGCUGGCGGCUCCGUUGUCGAGGACGUCCCCGCGCGCAACAGCCGACGCGGGGAGGCGCAGCCCGAGGCUCGCGCUCAACGAAGAGGCGCCGGCAUCCAUGUUCAUGGCGCGCGCACCAACCAGCGAGGGCAUGUGCAUCCCCAGCCCAAAGCUUGCCGCAGAAGCCCCAGCGGCCACUGCCUCGUGCGCCGGAGUCGGCGACGGAAGGCGCGGCGAGUCCGGCUGUGCGGGCUCCGCGGGCAGCGCUGGUGGCGCGGGCUCGACCUUCUCCUGGACCUCGUAGUCCCGCGGAGGAGACGACGGCGGGGUCGGGCAUGGCCCCAGCGGUGCAUCGGGCACGGGGGCGGUGGUGAAGGAGCCGCAAGUUCCGGCUCAACGCGGACGGCGUCGACGUCGAUUGCAUCUACCCAGGGCCGGUCCAUACAUAUUCGGGGCCCUGGGGCGGGACGACAAAAUGGAGCCCUUGUGUACAAAUAAAAAUUCAGAAUAUAUUGUAUGUCCAAAGCAAUUUAGUAAAUACAAGCAUAAAUUGAUGGACUUUGAACUAAAACCGCAAGGGAGG